Messenger RNA from Lacerta agilis (Sand lizard), 3800 nucleotides. RefSeq names its product signal peptide, CUB domain and EGF like domain containing 1 (gene SCUBE1). The record is from RefSeq and is a predicted model, not a curated record. Gene Ontology annotation, molecular function: calcium ion binding. Lineage: Eukaryota; Metazoa; Chordata; Lepidosauria; Squamata; Lacertidae. Gene Ontology annotation, biological process: signal transduction. Gene Ontology annotation, cellular component: cell surface. The coding region runs from base 16 to 3081 and encodes 1021 amino acids. The transcript has 23 exons.
CGCACACCUAUUGCCAUGGGGACUGUUUGCUUGGCGUGGCACUUGUGCUUGGCGCUCGCCUUCUCCCUGCACCCGCGCAGGUUCGCCGCCGGCAACGGGGUCCCAGAUGCAGAUGAAUGCACAGAAGGGACAGACGACUGUCACAUCGAUGCAAUUUGUCAAAACACGCCAAAGUCAUACAAAUGCAUUUGCAAACCAGGUUAUAAAGGAGAAGGGAAACAAUGUGAAGACAUUGAUGAGUGUGAAAAUGACUUCUACAAUGGAGGCUGUGUACACGAAUGCAUCAACAUUCCUGGCAACUACAGAUGCACGUGUUACGAUGGGUUCAUGUUGGCUCAUGAUGGACACAACUGCCUUGAUGUUGACGAAUGUCUGGAUAACAAUGGUGGCUGCCAGCAGAUCUGUGUCAAUACUAUGGGAAGCUAUGAAUGCCAGUGCAAAGAAGGCUUUUUCCUAAGUGAUAACCAGCACACCUGUAUUCACCGCUCCAAUGAGGGUAUGAACUGUAUGAACAAAGAUCAUGCGUGCGCACAUAUCUGCCGAGAGACACCCAAAGGUGGGGUUGCCUGUGAAUGUAGGCCUGGCUUUGAACUUGCCAAAAACCAGAAGGACUGCAAAUUAACCUGUAACUAUGGAAAUGGAGGCUGCCAACACACCUGUGAUGACACAGAUACGGGACCUGUGUGCGGUUGUCAUCAAAAGUAUGCCCUACACUCGGACGGCCGAACAUGUAUUGAGAAGGAUGAGGCUGCAAUUGAGAGUUCUGAGUUCAAUGCCACGUCAGUAGCUGAUGUGGACAAGCGGGUGAAACGGCGGCUACUUAUGGAAACAUGUGCUGUCAAUAAUGGAGGCUGUGACCGCACUUGCAAGGAUACAGCAACAGGAGUGCGCUGCAGCUGCCCGGUUGGAUUCAACCUACAACCUGAUGGGAAAACAUGCAAAGAUAUAGAUGAAUGUCUGGUAAACAAUGGUGGCUGUGACCACUUCUGCCGAAACACUGUGGGCAGCUUUGAGUGCAGUUGCCAGAAGGGAUAUAAGCUACUAACAGAUGAACGAACCUGCCAAGAUAUAGAUGAAUGCUCCUUCGAAAGGACCUGCGACCAUACCUGUAUCAACUACCCUGGGAGUUUUGAAUGCCUGUGUCAUAAAGGCUACACAUUGUAUGGAAUGACACACUGCGGAGAUAUUGAUGAAUGCAGUAUCAGCAAUGGGAGCUGUGACUAUGGAUGCCUUAAUACAAUGGGAAGUUACGAAUGCGUAUGUCCAUCGGGGAAGAAGCUGCACUGGAAUAAAAAGGAUUGUAUUGAGAUGGUGAAAUGCCUUCCAAAUGCCAAGCCAGCUCCAAAGGCCCAGUUGGUCUGCAGCAAAUUGGGAGGGAUUGAAAGCUGUUCCUUAUCAUGUCCAUCCAAUACACUUUUUCUCCCAGACACAGAGAAUAGUUAUUCAGUCAGCUGUGGAGUACCAGGGCAGCAAGGCAAGUCGCUUCAGAAACGCAACAGCACUCUUCCUAGCUGUGCAGACAUAUUAGUACCACCCAUCAAGCAGAAAGCUCGUUUUAAAAUCAAGGAUGCGAAAUGUCACUUAAGACCUCGCAGCAAAGAAAAAAUUAAAGAUGUUGGAAAUCAGCAGGCUGUUCUAGGAGGUCAAUUCCCUUGUACAGACAACUGCCAGGUAACUUUCGUGAACCUCAAGUGCGAUUCCUCUAAGAAGAAACGGCGAGGCCGGAAAUCGCCAUCCAAGGAAGUGUCCCAUAUCACAGCUGAGUUUGAAAUGGAGAUGAAGUCAGAAGAAGUCUCAGACACCUGUAAUGUCGACUGUUUGAGGAAAAGGAUGGAGCAGAAGCUACAGUCGGCAAUCAAAACCUUGAGGAAAUCUAUUAACAAGCAGCAAUUUUACAUUCAGUUUUCUGGGACAGAGUAUGAAGUGGCUCAGAGAGCAGCUAAAGUUGUUGCCGAAGGACAUGAUGCCUGCAGUACAGGACAAGUGCAGCAGGAUGGGAAAUGCGUUACCUGCAGCACAGGCACCUAUUAUAGUGGAGAACAUAAUCAGUGCAUUCCUUGCUCACCAGGAACAUACCAAGACACAGAAGGUCAACUUUCCUGUGAACCUUGCCCAAGCAAUGAUGGACAGGGAGUAGCAGGUGCACGGAAUGUGUCAGAAUGUGGAGGGCAGUGUUCUCCUGGAUAUUAUUCUUCUGAUGGCUUUAAACCUUGUAGACUAUGUCCCCUGGGCACAUAUCAGUCUGAACCAGGAAGGACCCUCUGUUUUCCGUGUGGCGGGGGACUGGUGACAAAAUACGAAGGCGCAAUGUCGUUUCAGGACUGUGAAACAAAAGUUCAUUGUUCUCCUGGCCACUACUACAACUCUACAACCCACAGAUGUAUCAGAUGUCCUGUUGGAACCUAUCAGCCCGAAUUUGGUCAGAACUACUGCAUCACCUGCCCUGGAAAUACUAGCACUGAUUUUGAUGGCUCUACUAAUGUUACACACUGCAAAAAUCGACAAUGUGGUGGAGAACUUGGAGACUACACCGGCUACAUUGAGUCACCCAACUACCCUGGAGAUUACCCAGCAAAUGUUGAAUGUAUUUGGAAUAUAAGCCCACCCCCAAAGAGGCGGAUUCUCAUAGUGGUCCCUGAGAUAUUUCUUCCUAUUGAAGACGAGUGUGGUGAUGUUUUAGUAAUGAGGAAAAGUGCUUCACCCACAUCUAUUACUACAUAUGAAACUUGCCAGACCUAUGAAAGACCGAUAGCAUUCACCUCCAGGUCACGAAAGUUGUGGAUUCAGUUCAAAUCAAAUGAAGGAAACAGUGGCAAAGGAUUCCAAGUCCCCUAUGUAACAUACGAUGAGGAUUAUCAACAGUUAAUUGAAGACAUUGUUAGAGAUGGACGUCUAUAUGCAUCAGAAAAUCAUCAAGAAAUUUUAAAAGACAAGAAACUGAUCAAAGCGCUUUUUGAUGUAUUGGCACAUCCACAAAACUAUUUCAAGUACACAGCGCAAGAAUCAAAGGAGAUGUUUCCAAGAUCGUUUAUAAAGCUACUGCGAUCAAAAGUUUCCAGAUUUCUACGACCAUACAAAUAGAUUCCUAGCGCUUUUCAAAAGAAAAAAUUGUUCUGUUGCGUUCCUGUCAAAUAUUGUAUUGUCUUCAACAGUAGGAACAUUUUUGCUAUUUUGAAGACUCCUUGGCAGUCUUUAUCUUAAAUUGUAUAUUGAAGAAUAACUAUAAUGUUUUAUAAUCUCCAAUAUUUUGAAUGGGAUUUUUUUUUUACUUCAAAGAAGAAAUCAUUUUGGAUUCCAGAAUGCACCCAGUUGAAGAUCCAAAUUUAUUCCUGCACUAGUUUAUCCUUGAAGAGCCUUUAGAGAAUGUAUCUCUACACCUUUUCUAGAAGAGAAAAAUGAUUUCUUCUAAGCAAGGAAGGAACCUGGUCAAAGAAACUACCUGCAAAGAAGAGUUACGAUAUAAAGGAGUGUGUAGUAUAAACUAAUACUUGGAUUUUGAAUUGCACUUGAACUUUAUAUGUGAGAUUUUAUGGGGGAAAUCUAAAUUUCAUUGUUUCCCAUUGGUGGUUGCGGAGACUUUGUUCUAGGUAUAAACCAAAAAAUACAAAGAAGGGUGGGGAUAAAAUUGGUGAGUUUAAUGGAUUAGGCAAGAUCUAAUUCCAUAUUCUAAUAUUUUGUUGGCCCUGUCAUAAUAUUUCAAAAGUCUACUAGUGUCUAAUCCUGCAGAUACAAUUAUGGAAUUGUAGAUAAUUUGGUUUCACCAAUGUUUUUUACAAUAGGAUGGAAGAGAUGGGGGGGGG